CUGAUCAGGGAAAGGUGGGAGCCGAUUAACUUUCAAACACCCGUGUAGAAAUUUGAAAAGAAAAAACAACGGAUAAAAAGAGGCGAAUCCAAUCCCGGGCGUUAAGUUUGCAUAAAUAUUCAAAAUCUCCGUUCCAAUUAUACUCCUCUGUCUCCUCUACCCUCGCUCUCUACAACUAUACAUUCAUACAUAAUAAUUGCCCCAAAACUACAUACCUUGAUUUCAUCGUCAUUUCUGUUGUAACUAAUGGCAGCAGUCAAAGAAUCAAAUCCACUUCUUGAAGAAACCACUUGUGGUUCUUUGCUGCAGCAAUUGCAGCAUAUCUGGGAUGAGGUUGGUGAAAGUGAUGAGGACAGGGAUAAGAUGCUUCUUCAGUUAGAGCAAGAGUGCUUGGAUGUGUAUAAAAGAAAGGUUGACUUAGCUGCAAAGUCAAGGGCAAAGCUACUUCAGGCAUUGGCAAAUGCUAGAGUUGAGCUAACAACUCUUUUAGCAGCUCUUGGUGAUAAAACUUUUGUUGGAAUUCCUGAUAAGAGCUCAGGAACAAUCAAGGAACAACUUUCAGCUGUAGCACCAGCCCUAGAACAACUAUGCAAACAGAAAGAUAAGAGAAUCAAAGAGUUCUCCAAAAUACAGUCUCAAAUACAAACAAUAUAUGGUGAAAUCGCUGGUACUGCUGAGCAAGUAGGUAACCCUGCAGUCGAUGAAUCUGAUUUAUCACUAACGAAAUUAGAAGAAUUACGUGCUCAGCUUCAAGAACUGCAAAACGAAAAGAGUGAGAGGUUGAAAAAAGUCCUUGAGUUUGUGAGCACUGUUCAUGAUCUUUGUGCUGUCCUCGGAAUAGACUUUUCUAGUACUGUGACUGAAGUCCAUCCAAGCCUUAAUGAUUCCAGUGGUGUGCAAUCUAAAAGCAUUAGCAAUGACACUUUAUCUCGGCUAGCUACGACUGUCUUGGCCCUGCAAGAGGAUAAGCAACAAAGGUUGCAUAAGUUGCAAAAAUUAGCAACUGAGCUAAUAGAUCUUUGGAAUUUGAUGGAUACCUCCGAGGAAGAGAGACGCUUGUUUAAUCAUGUUACAUGCAACAUAUCAGCUUCUGUUAGUGAGGUCACUGAUCCUGGAGCUCUUUCUCUGGAUUUGGUUGAACAGGCCGAAGUGGAAGUUGAAAGGCUUGAUCAACUAAAAGCUAGCAGGAUGAAGGAAAUUGCUAUGAAGAGGCAAGCUGAACUUGAAGAUAUAUUUGCUCGUGCCCAUGUAGAGAUUGAUGCUGAGGCCGCUCGUGGGAAAAUAUUGGCCUUGAUUGAUUCUGGGAAUGUUGAGCCUUCGCAGUUACUGGCUGACAUGGAUAAUAAGAUUGUAAAAGCAAAAGAGGUGGCUCUUAGCAGAAAAGACAUACUGGAUAAGGUGGAGAAAUGGAUGUCAGCUUGUGAAGAAGAGAGUUGGCUUGAAGACUACAUGAAGGAUGACAACAGGUAUAAUGCGAGUAGAGGUGCACACUUAAAUCUCAAGCGUGCUGAAAAAGCUAGGAUAUUAGUCAACAAAAUUCCAGCACUUGUCGAUGCAUUGGUUGCCAAAACACGUGCUUGGGAAGAAGAACAGGGGUUACCAUUCAGUUAUGAUGGUGUUUCUUUACUUGCAAUGCUCGAUGAAUAUGCAAUGCUCAGGCAUGACAGAGAAGAAGAGAAAAGAAGGAUGAGGGAUCAGAAGAAGUUCCAUGAACAGCUGAAUACAGAACAGGAAGCAAUGUUUGGUUCAAAGCCUAGCCCAGCACGGCCAAUGAGCUCCAAGAAGGUGGUGGGCCCACGUGGAAAUGGAACACCUGGAAGAAGAUUGUCUCUUGCCCAUCAUAAUGGGUCAAGGUCUGUAAAUAAAGAUGGGAGGAGGGACAUGAGGCCGGUUGCCCCCGUGAAUUAUGUUGCUCUACCGAAAGAGGAUGCUGUAUCGUACGUAUCUGCUUCUGAGCCUCGUCCGAGUACACCAUAAUAGUCGAGGAAAUGUGAUAAAUAGGUCUAUAUGGUAUAUCAGUUGUUAUGGCUAGUUUGGUAGUUGCUAGCUAGUGGUAAUACAUAGUUGAACAGCUAGUGACUAAUAGUAAAGAAACAGGGCGCUGGUAGCUUCUACUGUUGAAGUAUAACAUGAAAAUAUUGGUAGGCUUAUCGAUUCUGAAAUGUAAACAUUAGGAUGAGAUCUUUAUACUUGGCAAGUGCCGUACUGUUGAUGCUGAAUGCAUAUCUGUUGAAGUUGCUCGACUCUA
Messenger RNA from Daucus carota subsp. sativus, 2248 nucleotides. Its product is annotated as 65-kDa microtubule-associated protein 1. Gene Ontology annotation, cellular component: spindle; cytoplasm. NCBI's taxonomy places the organism in Eukaryota, Viridiplantae, Streptophyta, Magnoliopsida, Apiales, Apiaceae. Gene Ontology annotation, molecular function: microtubule binding. The record is from RefSeq and is a predicted model, not a curated record. The transcript is spliced from 10 exons. Gene Ontology annotation, biological process: microtubule cytoskeleton organization; cytokinesis by cell plate formation. The coding region runs from base 247 to 1977 and encodes 576 amino acids.